ACGUAGCAUUGGUAGCAUCUCUACUUGGUCUGUGCACGGCGUGGAGUCGACGCCAUCUUGUUGUGGUGGGUCAAACAUUCUAUAAGUUAGUAUUAGGCGCAUUUAAUACGGUUGAAUGUGUUUUACAUUUUUACAGUUUCAGAUUAUUCAAUCUGGUAGUUUCUACGAUUAUGAGCCCACAGUACAAAAGCUGAAUUUUUAUAUAGAUGCAGGUUACGCAGAAGAGCCUAACGUCAGAAGAGUCGGUGUGCAGGAAGAAUAUAUAAAAUUCCGACCGUCACCCAAUUUUAAAAACAUGAAAAAGUUUUUAAAAAACAGGAGUAAUCAUCACUCGGUAACUCCUGAACCCCAAUGCGAAAAGUUGGAUCGAAAAGAAAUAAAACCGGUGGUAGUGCAACCGCCACUACCACCAUACCCACCACCACCUGAUAGUCCUCCGAAUCUAAAUAUUGUUAUUAAACAAGAAAAAGAGGAUGAUGAUGAGUCACAAAGCAGCUCAGGUGGAGAGGGGGAUCAUAGCCAAGAGCUAACAACAUCAGAAGAGCGUGCUGUAGAACAGACAGAAGAACGUCCCAAGAAAGAAAUCUGCAAAGAAUUUAUUAGAGGCAACUGCAAGAGGCCUGUAUGCAGAUAUGCACAUGAAGUCGACGUAUCUCAGUUGGCUGGAGUAUAUACAUUCUGCUGGAAUUACCAGAAUGCUGUGUGUACAUUUCCAAAUUGCCGGUUUGUACAUGCAUCAGUAUUUGAAGAAGCUGAAUUUUAUCGAACUGGAGUCCUGCCACCACAUGCUAGAAGUCAUCUCAAAAAACCAUCACCUACAUCAGAAGAGACCCAGCAAGAGAUGAAACCAUCUAACUUUACAAACCUUCCUCCACCAGUUCAUCCAACUGUGGAUAAAUCUCUGCCCAUCCUUAGCUGUGUACCUACAAGCACCAUUGAACAAAGACCUGAAGAUGAAAUGAGAAACUUGUUGUCACGCAAUGUUUCUCCUUUUAAACGGGGCAUUGAGGAAUUCACCGGCUCGCCACGUGAACUUGAAGUCAGUGAACAUUUGGCGAAAAAGUGUAAAAACUGCGACAUUGGAGAGUUCAGUUUAAAAUAUAAUAAAGAGAUGAUGGAGAAUAUUUCCCAAUCGUCAGAGGAAAUUAUCAAGAAAAUUGCACAAAUUUCUAAGAAAAGCACGAAAUUGUUGAAUGUCUUGUAUACAGUUGUCAAACAAAUGAGUUGGAACAAGACUGCAACUGUUAACAACGGGAUUAUUAGUGCAGAUAAAGAGAAGGCAUUCCUGGAUCAGCUCAACACUUACCUUAGCAACACAAACAACAGGAUGUCAUCUCUCACGGUUAUCAAUGAUGACAAUUUAAAGAAUAUGCAGGGAGGCAACAUGAACUUGACGAGUUUGAUGGCGAAAAUCCUCUGCAGCGCUAGCGAGCAAGCCCUACCUAACGAGUCCUCUCGAGAAACUUAGCAAAGAAACAACGCGAGAGCGCUCCGCUAGCACGAAAUGCAGGUGCACAGAAAAAGUCAUACUUUUCUUUAUCCGUUUUUGGACACAUUUUCAUGAAUAACAACAAAGCUUCUGGCGGUAGGGCUCCGCUAGCUGACAUCGAAUAUAUUUACCUCCGAUAUACAGGGUGUUAGUGACAUCGUAACGAAAAUGAAAAUGGAUCGCCUAUUUGAUUGUAUUAAAAACGAUGGUGGGUUAUACGAUGGUAGGAUUCUGAGUUAAUAUUAAGUGGAAUUUUCUGUCGUCUGCAUUCGUGUUUUUUUUUAUUAUUUUCAAUUCUAUACUUUUGCGAUGGAAAAUUCCACUAGAUAUUAGCUCAAAUUAAUGAGCUAAAUCUUCCCCCUCAUUAGUCGUUACCAUGUCACAAAAAAGCCGCCAAGUACAUAUAAGUAGCCAUACAAGUACGUAUGGGUGCUAUUGACAUCGUAACGAAUACUGAGGGUCGUGAUUCAGACCAUGGUUCUGUGAUGAUAUCAAGUGGAAUUUCCUGUUAGAAAAUUCAUGAAAACGAGUAUGGGCGAAUCUGGUCCAAGAACUUUUAAAUAUGAAAUGAAAGCUUAUGCUUUCCUUAUGAUUCUGGCAAAGUUUUAUCAGAUUCUGACCCGGGGUUCUUUUUUUACGUCCAUGUUUGUCCUGGCUAAAAUUGUGACAAAAUACAAUGGGGGACUAAAAUCGACUCAAGAUUUGUUGCUGAAUAACUAAGUCUACAUAAAUAAUUAUGUAUCAUAAUGUAUAUCAUUUUAAAGAGGAACUUUAUCAGAAUCCGAAACAAAACAAAGAAGAAAACAAAAGGUUUACGUAAGCUAAUUAUAGUCAACUUACAUCUGCAGCGGCAUUGUUUCUGGGUAGUUCGAGUUUCGUGCGAAUUACCCCUUCCAAAAGUAUCUUACCGAUUUAUUUUUAUAUUGCUUCCUGAAUCUGAUCUGAGUGAUAAUAACAAGAAAAAAAAGAUUUACAUUGACUAUAAUUAGCUUACGUAAACCUUUUGUUUUGUUUCUGAUAAAGUUCCUCUUUAAAAUGAUAUACAUUAUGAUACAUAAUUAUUUAUGUAGACGUAGUUAUUCAUAAACAAAUCUUGAGUCGAUUUUAGUCUAUUUUUAGUCAGGACAAACAUGGACGUAAAAAAAAAUCCCCGGGACAGAAUCUGAUAGAACUUUGCCAGAAUCAAGCAUUCAUUUCAUAUAAGUCUCAUCAGUGGAGGUUCUUGGACCAAGUUUCAUACAAACGUGCCCUUUGGCAUAUUUUUUUUUAAACAUUUUCUGUUCCUUGCUUUUGCGACGGAAAAUUCGACUUUCCAAUUUUAGUAUCAACUAAGAAUCACGUUCUGAUCAUCCCUCAAAGUUUUUGUUACGAUGUCACUACAGCCUGUAUAGGUGGGUAGAUAAUUAUUGCGACCGGCCAAACAAGAUUGAGGACUAACUUAUUUUUUAUUAAAAACAAAAUGUAUACAAAUCUGAUCAUACAGUACUGUGUUAUUUUGAUUAAAAUGAUAAUGAUGAAAUGAUACGAUUAUAGAUUCCUGUAGGAUAUAUUUUUUUAUAUGAGAACUUCCUACGAUACUUUACAUAAAUGAGUCCUUAAUUGUCGUUGUACUUUUAUUUUUACAUGAUUACAAUAAUAAUUUAAUAAUUUCCAUAGGUGAGUAAAGUGCACACGGCCAAUAAUUGAUAUUUAUUUUUAUUUCUUGACUAGUAUACUACUAAAAUAAUUAAUUUCUUGUGAUAAGGAUACGGUUAGAAAGAUUUGAAUAUAAAUAAACGAUGUAUUUAUGUCGUGGCCAGAUCUUAGAUUUGAUCAUUUCAUGAAAUAUGACCAUUUCAUGAAGGUCGAACACAUCAUUAAAUGAUCAAUUCUACGAUCUGGCCACGACAUAAAUACAUCGUUUAUUUAUAUUCAAAUCUUUCUAACCGUAUCCUUAUCACAAGAAAUUAAUUAUUUUAGUAGUAUACUAGUCAAGAAAUAAAAAUAAAUAUCAAUUAUUGGCCGUGUGCACUUUACUCACCUAUGGAAAUUAUUAAAUUAUUAUUGUAAUCAUGUAAAAAUAAAAGUACAACGACAAUUAAGGACUCAUUUAUGUAAAGUAUCGUAGGAAGUUCUCAUAUAAAAAAAUAUAUCCUACAGGAAUCUAUAAUCGUAUCAUUUCAUCAUUAUCAUUUUAAUCAAAAUAACACAGUACUGUAUGAUCAGAUUUGUAUACAUUUUGUUUUUAAUAAAAAAUAAGUUAGUCCUCAAUCUUGUUUGGCCGGUCGCAAUAAUUAUCUACCCACCUAUACAGGCUGUAGUGACAUCGUAACAAAAACUUUGAGGGAUGAUCAGAACGUGAUUCUUAGUUGAUACUAAAAUUGGAAAGUCGAAUUUUCCGUCGCAAAAGCAAGGAACAGAAAAUGUUUAAAAAAAAAUAUGCCAAAGGGCACGUUUGUAUGAAACUUGGUCCAAGAACCUCCACUGAUGAGACUUAUAUGAAAUGAAUGCUUGAUUCUGGCAAAGUUCUAUCAGAUUCUGUCCCGGGGAUUUUUUUUUACGUCCAUGUUUGUCCUGACUAAAAAUAGACUAAAAUCGACUCAAGAUUUGUUUAUGAAUAACUACGUCUACAUAAAUAAUUAUGUAUCAUAAUGUAUAUCAUUUUAAAGAGGAACUUUAUCAGAAACAAAACAAAAGGUUUACGUAAGCUAAUUAUAGUCAAUGUAAAUCUUUUUUUUCUUGUUAUUAUCACUCAGAUCAGAUUCAGGAAGCAAUAUAAAAAUAAAUCGGUAAGAUACUUUUGGAAGGGGUAAUUCGCACGAAACUCGAACUACCCAGAAACAAUGCCGCUGCAGAUGUAAGUUGACUAUAAUUAGCUUAUGUAAACCUUUUGUUUUCUUCUUUGUUUUGUUUCGGAUUCUGAUAAAGUUCCUCUUUAAAAUGAUAUACAUUAUGAUACAUAAUUAUUUAUGUAGACUUAGUUAUUCAGCAACAAAUCUUGAGUCGAUUUUAGUCCCCCAUUGUAUUUUGUCACAAUUUUAGCCAGGACAAACAUGGACGUAAAAAAAGAACCCCGGGUCAGAAUCUGAUAAAACUUUGCCAGAAUCAUAAGGAAAGCAUAAGCUUUCAUUUCAUAUAAAAGUUCUUGGACCAGAUUCGCCCAUACUCGUUUUCAUGAAUUUUCUAACAGGAAAUUCCACUUGAUAUCAUCACAGAACCAUGGUCUGAAUCACGACCCUCAGUAUUCGUUACGAUGUCAAUAGCACCCAUACGUACUUGUAUGGCUACUUAUAUGUACUUGGCGGCUUUUUUGUGGCAUGGUAACGACUAAUGAGGGGGAAGAUUUAGCUCAUUAAUUUGAGCUAAUAUCUAGUGGAAUUUUCCAUCGCAAAAGUAUAGAAUUGAAAAUAAUAAAAAAAAACACGAAUGCAGACGACAGAAAAUUCCACUUAAUAUUAACUCAGAAUCCUACCAUCGUAUAACCCACCAUCGUUUUUAAUACAAUCAAAUAGGCGAUCCAUUUUCAUUUUCGUUACGAUGUCACUAACACCCUGUAUAUCGGAGGUAAAUAUAUUCGAUGUCAGCUAGCGGAGCCCUACCGCCAGAAGCUUUGUUGUUGUUUUGUUGAUAUAUUUUUUUAUAUGAGAACUUCCUACGAUACUUUACAUAAAUGAGUCCUUAAUUGUCGUUGUACUUUUAUUUUUACAUGAUUACAAUAAUAAUUUAAUAAUUUCCAUAGGUGAGUAAAGUGCACACGGCCAAUAAUUGAUAUUUAUUUUUAUUUCUUGACUAGUAUACUACUAAAAUAAUUAAUUUCUUGUGAUAAGGAUACGGUUAGAAAGAUUUGAAUAUAAAUAAACGAUGUAUUUAUGUCGUGGCCAGAUCUUAGAUUUGAUCAUUUCAUGAAAUAUGACCAUUUCAUGAAGGUCGAACACAUCAUUAAAUGAUCAAUUCUACGAUCUGGUCACGACAUUUAUAAGGUUUCUUAAAACGGUCCGACGGCCUUUCGGCCACUAUAUAUUACGACUAUAACGGUUGUUAGUGACAUCAUAACGAAAUAACGAGGGAUGAUUCAGAUCAUGAUUCUAGUUAAUAUCAAGUGGAAUUAUCCGUCGCAAAAUUCAUGAUUUUUUAUAUCUUUAAAUUAUUUUCCAUUCUAUACUUUUGCGAAGUUUCAGAAUAAUGAACCGAAUCACCCCCCUCAGUAUUCGUUACGUUGUUACGUACAAGUAGGUACAGGUAGCCAUACAAGUGCGUAUGGGUGAUAGCGACACCAUAAAGAAUACUGAGGGGGAUGAUUCAGAUCAUGAUUCUGAGUUGAUAUCAAGUGGAAUUUCCUGUCGGAAAAUUCAUGAGAAUUUUAGUGUUUUUUCAAUUAUUUUCAGUUUCAUACUUUUUUGCGUCGGAAAAUUCCACUUGAUAUCAACUCAGAAUAAUGGUCAUAAUCCCUCAAAAUUUUCGUUACCAUGUCACUAACAGAUACUGGAGAACCGAUAUUAUCUUAAGAAAUAGCCCAAUUACAAAACUAUUUAUUUCGUUGUUUAGCACAGCGCAAAUAAAUAACAUUGGGUAGGUAUUACGAAAGAUGAAUAUUGUAAUAUUUUCUAAUACUAAAUUGUUUUUCAUAACCUGUACAACAUCACUUUUUUCUAAGUUACAUUAUGUUUAUAAUGGAGUAUACAAAUGUAGUCAUAGUUUAAACUAUACUAUAAUUUGUCUUUAAGCUAGCAUGCGCAUUUAGAACUACACCGGUAAACUGUUAUAUCAGAUACAGAUUGACUACCAAAUACAGGAACUGCUUCAGAAACCGAUAUAUUCUAUUCCAUUUGCACAUUAUGAUAAGUUUAGGAGUAUUGUUAGCAUAGUAUUUAUCUUUUGUUUUGUAAAUCCUUAUAUAUAAAUACCCUAUUGUAGAAUUCGGCGAAAUUAUAUGACUUUAGUAACGUUAGUAAUCAGUGCUCUGUGGAAUUAGAUGACAGAUAUUUUUAAAAUGUACUAAUAUACCUUUGUAAAACAUACGUAAAGCGAAUAAAUACACUAGAAAUAAUAACAGGCUGAAAGUACCUGACAAUAUACAAUUAUCGAUGUUCAAAAUUAAUCCAUAAAGACCCAGAGUUAUACGACACUUGGUAUCACUAAAAGUAUUUUUUUAAACAGUGGUAAUGUUAUGUUUGAUAACAGGUAUUUGAAAUUGUCAUUGAAACGUUUUGUCAGUUUAUUAAGUGUCCCUUAGGUGUCUGAAGAUUUGUUCUGUUAAUGUUCUGAAAACCAUUAGUCAAUUUGUAUAAUACUUGCUGUAUUUGAAGGGCCAACAGAUUCUAUGUAUCGGCACCAUCGCUAGCCUUAAAUAAAUAAUUCCAUACA
This is a messenger RNA of Pectinophora gossypiella (pink bollworm), 6832 nucleotides long. RefSeq lists its product as uncharacterized. NCBI's taxonomy places the organism in Eukaryota, Metazoa, Arthropoda, Insecta, Lepidoptera, Gelechiidae. The record is from RefSeq and is a predicted model, not a curated record. The transcript is spliced from 9 exons. Gene Ontology annotation, molecular function: metal ion binding. The coding region runs from base 116 to 1468 and encodes 450 amino acids.